Molecule: messenger RNA, 1254 nt
Organism: Mycena indigotica
Lineage: Eukaryota; Fungi; Basidiomycota; Agaricomycetes; Agaricales; Mycenaceae
Exons: 9
Coding region: 1-1254 (417 amino acids)
Biological process (GO): attachment of GPI anchor to protein; protein localization to cell surface
Cellular component (GO): GPI-anchor transamidase complex; membrane
Source: RefSeq, a predicted model, not a curated record
AUGUUACGGGUCACGGCACUUAGGAUGGCAAAAUCUACAACACUUACCCUGCCUGCGUUGGCUGGUUGUCGCAUUGCCCUUGCGCUCGCGACGGACCUCUACGACACCCUCAAGCACAACCACCAACUCGCUUCCCCAUUAACCUCCUACCUCAACCUGCAAGAAGGAGUGUUCCUUUUCAAGAAUGGAGUAAACCCUUACUCUGGCGGUGUGUUUAGACACUCCCCGAUUCUCUUGUCGCUCUUCACGACUGUUAUACCUACUUCAAGAAGGCUGGCUUCCAUUCUCUGGACCCUCUCAGAUAUCGCAGGAGCGUGGGCACUUGUACAACUGUGGAGAGCACGUCAACGGGCUCCCCAAACCUCCAGGGACGGUCUGGUUGCUGCUGCAUAUCUUCUUAAUCCCUACCUCUUUCUCCCUACCCUCGCGCUUUCAUCCUCCACGUUCGAGAAUACCCUUACGCUGUUGUCCCUUAUGUUUGCUGCUCAAGGAAAUGCGUCGCUUGCGCUUGUCUCCGCGGCCAUUCUCUUGCACCUAUCCUUGCCGUCGAUAUUAUUGUCAGCGCCGUUAAUACUACUGUUGUCAAGUUCCAAUGGUCCACUAUCGCAAUUAGCGUCCCCGCGAGCUUUCACGCCCAACGACAAGAAGUGGAUAGCUCUCCUUGGCGAAUACGUUGCAUAUGCCGUCUUUCUAUCUGUUAUAUCAACUCUUGUCUCUGGUGGCUUGUCUUGGAUACCUCAAACCUGGGGUGCAAAUAUCACCCUCCCGGAUCUGACCCCGAACGUUGGUGUUUGGUGGUACUUUUUCACUGAAAUGUUCGACCACUUCCGACCGUUUUUCUUGAUGGUAUUUUCGGUCCAUCUUAUCAUCUAUGUAGCCCCGCUCUGCAUAAAGUUCCAAUAUGACCCACUCUACGCCGCCUUCGUUCUUUUAGGCGUGCUGGGAACAUUCAAGGCGUAUCCGACCAUGGCCGAUAUAGGGUUAUUUGCCAGCAUGUUCGCUGUGUUCCCCGAACUCUUUCCCUAUCUCCGCCAUCCCAUCGUGACAAUUCUUCUCCAUUUACACGCCGCCCUGCUCAUGCCACUCUUCCACCAUCUGUGGCUCAGUCAAGGCACUGCUAACGCCAACUUUUUCUACGCCACCACCUUGGUGUUUGCCUGUGCCAACGGGGCGGCGCUAACGGACUGUAUCUGGGCGGGAUUGAGGAUAGCAAUUGGCGCACCAGAAGAAGGCUUUUCUGUCGUACAAGAAUAG